Lytechinus variegatus (green sea urchin) is the source of this 1828-nucleotide messenger RNA. RefSeq lists its product as uncharacterized. The record is from RefSeq and is a predicted model, not a curated record. The transcript has 13 exons. The coding region runs from base 284 to 1759 and encodes 491 amino acids. NCBI's taxonomy places the organism in Eukaryota, Metazoa, Echinodermata, Echinoidea, Temnopleuroida, Toxopneustidae.
GCAAUUAAGACUGGGGUCAAAGAUACAGUGCCGAUACAGUGGCGCAGGGCUAGAGCUGCGCUGCUAUCGCUAGCGACCGGUUCGGAAACUGGCCACUCGUCAUAGCCAACUCAAGAUUCGCUCAUGCCGUACCGAGCUGGAUGCAGUUUUCCCUCUCAAGAUGAAGAUAUAUUCUGCAUGAGUGAGCCUAACAGAGUAAAAGCCUGUCUAUCUUGAGGACACAACACCCCCACCCAAACCAGCCAGAGCCAAUACCUUACAGACAGUCCCAGCGGCAGCAGCGAUGGGGGGAGGUACCAGCAAGAACAAGACCCAGGGUGAUCAAGCAGGACUGAACCUGAACAAGGAUGAGAGACGCUUCCUACAGAGAUGUCUUUACAGCCUCCCGUUCCCUCCAGGAACCAUCAAUGCUGAGAUGGUAGCUGCUGCUGCUAGAAUGGUGGAGAGAUUAGAGUACCAUGACCCUAUCAAUAUCUUGACAAAAGGUGGUCGAGCCAAGGGCAUCUACAUCCUGGUCAAAGGUCAAGUAAAAGUCCUAUCAGUAAGCAAUGAACCUGUAGCCAUUCUCUCUCCUGGUGAGUUCUUUGGAGAGAUAUCAACCCUCUUCUAUGUUCCUGUCACUGCGACUGCUCAAUCAUCAGCUCAAGCUCAGUUCCUCUUACUGAAAGAAGAGAACCUUCGGAAGGCAACCGGUGAGGUGGUAUCAACAGACCUGAUGGACUACUACGUCAGACAACGUUACUUUGAUACCAGCGGAAAGCUAGACCAGGCACAACUCAUGAACAGGAUCUGUCUAACCACGCUGGAAAGGAUACCACUGUUUAGCAAAUGGAAGGGCGAUGCAUGUUCAUCACUAGUCAAACAAUGCAAGGAUGAUAUUGGUAUUCCGUAUCCAGUCUUACUCAUCCCAGAUAUGACAAUGAUGGUCAUGGAGGAAGAUAAAUCAGAAGAGAUUGUCAUCGUCACAAGAGGAAAAGUGGAGGUCAGAAGAGAAAAAGAAUCCAUCACAGUCAUUGAUGUUGAAAGGUGGCCAUUUUGGAUUGGAGAAGAAGGUCUCUUCGCCAAUAUUGACAACACAUGCUCUGUCCGUGCUGUAGGCCCUUGCCAAGCCAUCAGGAUUAAGAAAUCUACCAUUCAAAAUAUCACCAAUAAAUUCAAGGUCGAAGCAGGACAUGACUUUGAGAAGCGAGCCAAGGUUUGGGAAACAAGAACAAACCAACACAAUCGGUUAUCUGACAGAAUGAAAGCUGAAAUACUCCUACCUGUGCUCAUCAAUACCUUAUCAAGAUCAGAGAUGUUUUCAAGGGCUUCACUGGUUUUUGUCUAUAAUCUGGCCAUGUUUUUCAGCGCUGAAGCAUAUGAUGAUAAAGCUGUUAUCAUCAAUGGUUCUGGGAACCCAGCCAAGAUGAAGAAGGCUCUCCAAGCCAAGAAAGCUGAGCAGAUAAACAAACAGAAUCAGAAGAAUGCCAUCCAAGGAUCAUCAGCAUACAAAUCUAUACAGGGAACCACUGCUUCAAAUUUCAUCUCCGAGAAUGAUGUGUUCCUGAUGCCACUAAAAGGAGAAAUGUUUAUUCCUGGUGUGGACAAUUUCACCUUUGAGGAAAAGAGUAUUAUUUAUCUUCCUGAAGCACAACUCAAAGAGAUCAAACUCACUGCACAAGGAGAUACGCUAGUUCUUACCAUAGAGGGCAGCAGACUACUCAGCUUAUGCAACUCGUAUCCCGACAUACAGGUCAACAUACCCAGGCCUGUUUUAUGAUUAUUAACUUCUCUUUUUAUAAUUUCAAUCAGCGAAAUAUAUUUAAUGAAAAUAACUGGAUUUAUAUAG